This is a messenger RNA of Echinostoma caproni, 2244 nucleotides long. NCBI's taxonomy places the organism in Eukaryota, Metazoa, Platyhelminthes, Trematoda, Plagiorchiida, Echinostomatidae. The record is from the annotation of a GenBank genome assembly.
AUGCCAGGUGAUCAAAAACUUCUGCGAGCCUUUUCGGGCAUUGACAAGAUUUAUGUCAUCAAGAGAGAUGGAUCGACGGAAGGUGUUCAUGUGGAGAAGAUCAUGAAGCGCAUACGUGCUCUCUGUUAUGGCCUUAAUGAGUCCUACAUCGAUGUGGAGGCGGUCACUCGCCGCGUUGUCGCCGGUCUUUAUCCAGGGGUCACGACGGCGGAACUGGAUAACUUGGCAGCAGAAAUAUGUGCCACCAUGACUACGAGGCACUACGAUUACGAGACUUUGGCAGCCCGUCUCGCUAUAUCCAAUCUACACAAGAAGACAAAGUCCAAAUUUUCAGAAGUAAUGGAAGACCUUUACCAAUAUAUUCAUCCACGAACCAAACGGCAUUCACCGCUUAUUGCCGAGAGAGUUAUCGAGAUCAUCCGGAAAAACGCAGAACGAUUGGACAGUGCAAUCGACUAUCAACGGGAUUUCAACUACAACUAUUUCGGGUUUCGAACAUUGGAGCGGUCAUACCUUCUAAAAAUUAAGAAUGAAGUGUACGAACGUCCUCAACAUAUGGUAAUGCGCGUGUCAAUUGGGAUUCAUAUGGACGAUAUCGAUGGAGCAAUCGAAACCUACAACCUUAUGUCCGAAAAGUGGUUCACACACGCCUCCCCGACGUUGUUCAAUGCCGGAACACCUAAACCGCAGCUGUCCAGCUGUUUCUUGUUGACGAUGAAGGAAGAUAGUAUCGAAGGUAUUUACGAUACAUUGAAGCAAUGCGCCGUCAUUUCGAAAAAUGCUGGGGGUGUUGGUUUGAAUGUUCAUUGUAUUCGAAGCCUGGGAACCUACAUUGCUGGUACCAAUGGUGAAUCGAAUGGGAUCAAUCGCUGGGGAGAGGAGUUCGAAGCAUUGUACACGCAAUACGAGAAGGAGGGUCGUGGACGUCGUACAGUCCGAGCCCAAGAAGUGUGGCAUGCCAUUAUUCAAGCUCAAAUUGAAACGGGUAAUCCGUUCAUGCUUUACAAGGACGCAUGCAACCGCAAGAGCAACCAACAGAACCUGGGAACGAUCAAGUGCAGUAAUCUGUGCACUGAAAUUGUGGAGUAUAGUUCACCAGAAGAAAUUGCCGUUUGCAAUCUGGCGUCUAUUUCUGUCGGUCACUUCGUCGACCCCGAAAAGCGAACCUUCGAUUUUGAGAAACUCCAGUACGUGACGCGCGUGGCAACACGCAACCUGAACAAAGUGAUAGAUGUGAAUUUCUAUCCGGUCGAAGAGGCCUAUCGAUCUAAUAUGCGACAUCGCCCCAUCGGGCUCGGGGUUCAAGGCUUGGCCGAUGCGUUCUUUCUUUUGCGCUACCCGUUUGACAGUCCAGAAGCAAUAGAACUUAAUCGUCGUAUUUUCGAGACUAUUUACUUCGCGGCGCUUGAUGCUUCUUGCGAACUUGCUGAACAACUUGGUCCAUACGAGAGUUAUGAAGGCUGCCCAGUUAGCAAAGGAAUCUUGCAACCGGAUAUGUGGGGAGUUGACACAGAAGAAUUGUCCAAAGUUUCCGGUCUCGAUUGGGCGGGACUGCGUGCACGUAUCAAAAAGUUCGGUCUACGAAACAGUUUGCUCAUGGCACCAAUGCCUACGGCAUCUACCGCACAGAUCCUGGGUAACACCGAGUCCAUCGAACCACAGACCAGCAAUGUCUACUCUCGUCGCGUUCUAAGCGGCGAGUUUCAAAUCGUUAAUCCUUAUUUGCUCAGAGAUCUGAUCCAAUUGGAUUUAUGGUCUGAAGAGCUGAAAUCUGCUAUCGUAGCCAAUCAAGGCUCUAUCCAGCACAUCCAGGGAAUCCCGGAGAAUUUGAAACAGCUCUACAAAACCGUUUGGGAAAUAUCUCAGAAGACGUUGAUCGACAUGGCUGCAGCUCGCGGUCCAUUCAUCGACCAGAGCCAAUCACUGAAUUUGUAUUUGGCCCAACCCAGCUACGGAAGGAUCACAAGCAUGCACUUUUAUGGAUGGAAAAAGGGCUUAAAGACUGGUAUGUAUUACUUGCGCACUAGGCCGGCGGCAGACCCUAUAAAGUUUACUAUUGACAAAACCAGUGUACGAGCGCUCAUGGAACGCGGUGUGACGAACACUUCGAAUGGCCCAACGAUCGAUCCGGAAGUGGAGGCUCAAGAAGAGGCUCGGAUUAUGGAGGAGAUCAAACGUCGGAAUGCGGAGAGUAUUACGUGCAGUCUGAACAAUCCAGAGGGUUGCUUGAGUUGUCAAGGCUGA